UCUGGGAGGGGGCGGAAGGGAGGGAAGCCCGAGGGGGAGCUGCUAGCUGCAGCAUCAGCAACGGCAGUUAGCCGGAGGAGGAAGGAGAAGGAGGAGGAGGAGGAAGAUGAUGCAGAGUUGCCUGGUCAGCAGCUGACCCCAGGGGGGGAGCCCGGCCAUGACCUUCCUGGGGGGGCCUCGGCUCCUGGACUGGGCCAGCUCCCCCCCACACUUGCAAUUCAACCGCUUCGUGCUGACGGGCUACCGGCCGAUCAGCUCCGGGUCCGGCUGCCUCCGCAGCCUCUUCUACUUGCACAACGAACUGGGCAACAUCUACACCCACGGUAUACCUCUGCUGGGAUGUCUCUUUGUGUUGCCGUUGACCAUUCCAUGGACCCACAUCUCAGAAUCGUGGCUGGGUAUAGUGCACUACUUCGCUUGUGUCUGUCCACAACUGGGAAGCGUGCUCUACCACCUCUUUAUGAACCAUGAGGGAGGCCCUGCUAUCUAUCAUACCCUGCUUACCCUUGAUAUGUGUGGGGUAUGCAUGAUCAACACCCUGGGUGCUCUUCCAAUCAUCUACUGCACGCUGGCUUGCUCCCCAAUUCUCCGCACUAUUUCCCUUUUUGCCUACACUGGUUUAUCAAGCUACGGCAUCUUUUGUGCAGUGACUGCCCGCUCUAGUGUCCGGCGCCUGCGGUCUUUUGCCUGGCAGGCCCUGUUCCGCUUCUUCUUCUUCUAUCUGCGCUGGGUGGGACUAGGCACUGGACACCCUUCAUCGUUGCGCUCAUACCUCAUAAUGGAUGGUCUGGCCUUCCUUGGGGGAGUCAUCAACAUCUCGCGGGUGCCCGAGCGCUGGAAGCCGGGCCAUUUUGACUACUGGUUCAAUAGCCAUCAGAUUAUGCAUGUCCUAGUGGUAGUCAGCAUCCUGUAUUUACACUGGGGGGUAGUGGCUGAUCUACAGUGGAUUGCCAACAAUAUCUGCUGAAUGGAAUGACAACAUCAUGUCUAGACCAGCCUUUUCUACAGGAGAACCCCACAGAUUGAGAUGUGGGAGACUUCUGAGGUGUGGGCUGUUACGUAUCGUUGUUCAAAGUCUUCUACAAGGGCUGAAUUGAACAAAGAAGUUCAUGCGUACAUCCUGGAAACCAUCUACUUAGAACAGGGUUUAGGAUUAUUUCUUCCUCCUGGGAUCAUGGUUUCCCACUGGUUGAGUACUCAUGGGGUCAACAUUUAGAGAAUUUGGAUACUUCUGGGUGAAUAGCAAUGGUUUCCCAUUGAUUGAGGUGUUUUUAGGUCAGCUAGUGGUGUUCCCUGUUCUUCCAAAUUACCACCAUGGGGGUGGGUAAAAAUGAUUUAAUUAAGGAAUGGCUUGGCUUGUUGCCACCCAGCCUCAUAACUUGUCAGGAGUCACUGACUCUACUAAUGAUGGUUUUGCAUUAAUAUAAGUCGUUCGUGUCACUUGUAGGUCUUGCUAGCAGAGCUAGACUUUUUUCUGAUGUGGUGGUGAUUAAGAGAGAAUACCAUUACAUGGACAUUAUUUUCACCUAUUUUUAUGGUGAAAUAUGCACUGGUAAGAGUGAUUUAGUAGGAGAUGCUUGUUUUGAGUACAGCUUCUGUGCUUCAUAGAAACAAGAUAUUUAAAUAGACUUUUUAUCUGGGAAUCUUUCAGACAUCAUGCAAUAUUUUCUUAUUUUUUUUUAAAUAAGGGCUGGUUAGACACCUGGAUAUCAAGGUCAGCUGCACUGAACAAUGUUAAAGACCUUGAGGAAAGAAAUAGGUGGCAUAUAACUAACCAGUUCAUUGAGGGAGGGAUGCUCUCUUGUACGUUAAUUUGCUCUGACUUGAAGCACUUGAACCAGCAUCUCCCCCUAUUCCAAAGGGGGCCAUUAGGGGCCUUGAAACUGGAUUGGAGUGGAAAUUCAUAAGUCCAGGUUUCUAUUUCUCAUUAUUUGUAUCAAAUUUGGGACUAGGGCUCCCUUGCAGCAUGCUUCAGUUCCUGAUGAAUAUAGUUGGAAUUCAGUUCAGAAUGUCCAUCCUUGGGUUAGAUUUUGUCCUCCUACUAAUGUUUCCCCAACUAGACUUCCACCAGAGCAGGUGCUUUUCAUACUUUAGUGUUACUUUGGAAGAGCUUCCCCCCUUUCUCAUCUCUUAGUGGCUGUUGCUGCUGUAACUGCAGUUAUCAUGAACACGCACAUGCACUGCUAGUACCUUCUUCCCCUUUUCCUUUCUUGCCCCCAGGCUAGGAACUGGGAGGCUGGGCAUUUUCUUCAGGUACCUGAAUUUGGCCCAGGACCCUUACCUGCUGACCCAUAAUUUAGGUGCUCACUCAGUGCAAAUGAGAAAGGUAUCUAAACAAAACAAAACACACCUCAUAGUAAGAUAUCUGUUCUUUGACAGAGUGGAGUCUAGGUUUUGGCUUUUUAUUAAAAGUUUCCUGCAAGUGCAUGUUAUGUUCAUCCGUAUCUCAGUCAUGCUGAGAACAGUGAUUUGACUGUCAGAUAAAAAGUUUGAGUGACCAAGUACAACACAGCAGCUGAAAUGGAAGCGUGAGGCACAUUGCAUUGAGGCAGUUAUUAUGUUUCAGCUUCAGUAGGGGAAAAUACCAAAUUUAGGCCUUCUUUGUUCAUCAAUGAUUGCAUUCUGCCAAUGCAGAAGAUGGAUGCAUUUUAAUGACUGUGCAGGUGUGCAUUAUGAGGAGUAAAGGACUGAGUUAAGCCUCCAG
Molecule: messenger RNA, 2704 nt
Organism: Pogona vitticeps (central bearded dragon)
Lineage: Eukaryota; Metazoa; Chordata; Lepidosauria; Squamata; Agamidae
Gene: PAQR4
Product: progestin and adipoQ receptor family member 4
Cellular component (GO): membrane
Molecular function (GO): signaling receptor activity
Source: RefSeq, a predicted model, not a curated record